UCAAGUUUUUGUCAAAACCGGUUGCCGGCUGACUGUAGUGAAGUGUGCGUUUGGUUUCAUCGCAUCGUCGUUUUCAGUUUGGUUCGCCCUGCUCGAGUUCAAUCAUGAGUUCUUACGAUUCCCUGGAGGCUGGCGGGAUGCCAUCUUUCUCGAGCUUCGAUGAGAAAAGUGUGCGUCUUGGUUUCAUCAGGAAGGUAUAUGCGAUUCUCUUUGUGCAACUUGCCGUGACAUUUGGAUUCGUGAUCCUCUUCUCCUAUGUAGACUCUAUCCAACAGUACUGUGAGGCCAAUGCUUGGAUGUGGGGCCUUGCACUGGGCUUGCAGAUUGCUACUCUUAUUGCACUGGCUUGUUGUGGACAGCUCAGACGGAAACACCCACAUAAUAUCAUCCUCCUGGGAGUGUUUACCUUGGCUGAAUCUUUUCUUCUCGGAACGUUUGCUGCUCACUUUCGGAGGGAAUCUGUCGUGUCAGCUGUCGCCAUCACUGCUCUCGUUGUACUAGCCGUCUCCCUGUUUGCCUGCCAGACAAAAUAUGACUUCACGACAUGCGGUGGCUUCCUGUUUGUCUCCCUCUUCGUACUGAUCGGCUUUGGCUUCAUGACGAUCUUCUUCCACAGCAAUCUACUGAAUAUUUUGUACGGAGCUCUGGGUGCUCUGCUCUUUACAAUGUUCCUGGCCUAUGACACACAGCUGCUGAUGGGUGGCAGGACGGUAGAGCUCAGUCCGGAGGAGUACAUCUUUGCAGCACUCAACCUCUACAUUGACAUUGUGCAGAUCUUCAUCUAUAUCCUGGCCUUGUUCGGUGACUCAUAAGCAACGUGCCACAACAUCACUUUCCCAAGGUACGCCCUCACACACAGGGUUGGUAGCAAAUGAAUGCGCUACCCACAAGUCAACAAUGGCUUGCAGUACUUUAUGAAGCCACAACUGUGUUGCAUUGAAUGAAAUAUUCCAGGUACAGAUUUUAUCAUCAGUGUAACUUCUAGUGCAUAGUUUAUUAUGAAAUUUUCACUUCGUUGAGUUGUAGGGGAUGAUUUUCCUGAACAUUUUUUGUACAAUGUCAAACCUGCACUGCCUGGCUUUUGCAUGCUGUCGCUUGCUUUAUUUUUUAGGUGUGUGUGUGGGUGGGUGUGGGUGGGUGUGGUGUGGGUGGUGUGGGUGUGUGUGGGUGUGUGUGUGUGUGCUUUCUUGCAUGCACACAUGUGUAUGUUUGGAUUUGUGAAGUAAUAAUCAUUUAUAGCAUGCAAUCAUUAUGCUGAUGCAUGAAGGCCAAUCGGUGUACAGCCAGUGGCUCCUUGCAGCCGCCUUCUCAUCAACUACCACAGUGCAUGCACUGGUACAUGUCUAGGUAGCAGUGUGUCGCAUAUAUCUUCAUGAUGGAAGUGAGGCAGCGGUGAUAUAAUUGCUCCUGUAGUGAUGACACCGCGUCCGCUAUGCACAUGUGUGUGUACAUUGAUUUGGUUAUUCGCGUGCUGGACAAUGUGUCUACUGCUUCCAGGGAGUAGUCCCUAUAGUACAGCUGUAUGCUCUUCUGCCGUGCUGUUUGACUUAUCUUUUUUCUGCGCCUCGUUGUUGUGUGUGUGUGUGUGUUCUUGAUUGCCCUGCUUCCACCCACCAUAAUGAAGUUAUGCAGCUUGCUACAUUUUUUAUUCUUCGUUCCUGCUCAGAUUUUAUAGCCUUUCUGAAAGUGCCAGUAUGAACCGGGUUUUAAUAUAACUUAGAAGAGAUACGUAACGUUAUUUCAACUUGUUUGUGCUUUACGGCUUCCAGGUGCAAACUAACCAUAUUGUACAAGCUUUCAUGAAUUCUUGCAGAUA
This is a messenger RNA of Sycon ciliatum, 1816 nucleotides long. Its product is annotated as protein lifeguard 1-like. The transcript is spliced from 12 exons. NCBI's taxonomy places the organism in Eukaryota, Metazoa, Porifera, Calcarea, Leucosolenida, Sycettidae. The record is from RefSeq and is a predicted model, not a curated record. The coding region runs from base 105 to 812 and encodes 235 amino acids.